GAGCCUGUGCUUUGCAAAGGGGGCGGUGCGGUGCGGUGAGCCCAGCCCUGCUGUGGGGCGGCGCCGCAGAGCGGGCCCGAGAGAUGGCGGCGGAGGAGGAAGGAGGAGAGACGCUGGAGUCGUGGCUGAAUAAAGCUACCGACCCUCUAAACACUGAAGAGAAAUGGGAAUACAUCACGGGAUUCUGCGAUCAGGUCAAUCUCGAGCUGGAGGGCCCACAGACUGCAAUUCGCCUUCUGGGUCACAAAAUCCAAUCGCCACAAGAAAAGGAGGCUCUGUAUGCUCUCACGGUGUUGGACACAUGCAUGAACAACUGUGGCAAACGGUUUCAGAAUGAAGUUGGAAAAUUUCGAUUCUUAAAUGAUCUAAUUAAAGUCUUGUCGCCAAAGUACUUGGGUUUGUGGUCCUCGGAGCAAGUAAAGUUGAAGGUGAUUGAAAUGUUGUACAGCUGGACGGUGUGGCUACCAAACGAAAUAAAAAUCCGAGAUGCAUAUCAAAUGCUGAAGAAGCAAGGUCUUAUCAAGCAGGAUCCCAAGCUACCGGAUGUGAAACUUUUGCCACCACCUUCGCCAAGAGUGAAGAGCUCGCUCUUUGAUGAUGAUGAGAAAGCAAAGCUCCUUGCAAGGCUUCUCAAAAGCAACCAUCCGGAGGACUUGCAGGCUGCCAACAGGCUGAUCAAGAAUGUCUUCAGGGAGGACGAAGAGAAAGCUGAAAAAAUCAGCAAGAGGAUUCAUGUCAUUGAAGAAGUGACGAACAGCACCAAGCUACUGAAUGAGAUGCUGAGCAUGUACCAAAGAGACGGCUUGCCCGAAAACCAGAUGGAAAUUAUGAAGAACUUGUAUCAGCGCUGUGAGAAACUGCGGCCGACUCUAUUCCGACUUGCGAGUGACACUGUGGACAAUGAUGAGGCUUUGGCAGAGAUUCUGCAAACCAACGAUUCACUGGCUCUUGCAGUCACCUCGUACAAGACGACAGUAGAGGCGGAAGAAAUCGGAGUGGCCCCGCAAAGUCCAGCCAAAAAGGAAACGGCUUCACAGCUGACUGAUUUAACUAAUCAGGAGCUGGACAUUGGAAGACCUGGAACUGACCUGGGAUUGGGCUCCGAGCACCAGUUGCCACAUUGGCUGGAUGAAGAACUGAUGUCAUUGGGUCUAAAUGAUUUCCCGUUGAUGGAGCAAGCGGUGGGAGCAGUGAAUCAGACUACUUCCCAGGAAGCAAAUUCAGAUGCGAAUGCACCAAGUGGAGGUGGGACUAGAGACUUGGAUGGCUUGGACCAAUUGGGGUCAACGUUGAUGGAACAGUUGCUUGGCCAGCAGACUCGGGCAGUACAGUGGGACCAGCCUCGUUGCAAACUCACGCUGAAGGAGCUGCAGAGCCAGGCUCUGGCUAAUCCACUUCCUCCCACUUUGGACCAAGGUUCUCCCGCUGUCUCUGCUCCGCUUGUGGCGCCAACUCCCUGCUCUCAAUACACAAUGCCGUCCCCGGGAACACCGGAGAUGAUCCAGACUUCUCCCUCCAACCUACCGCACCGGGUGUCUGUAUCACCCGCUCCACAAGAGCCCUUGGAGGGAACCGACAAACUCUCCUGGAAGACUCUGUUUGUGCCUUUGGGGAGCAUUCAGACAAGUCAUAUACCGCCUGUCACAGCCUUUGACAGAAAUGGCUUCCAGGUCCUCUUUCACUUUGCCAAAGCCUCACCCUCCAGGAGGCCAGACCUGUUGGUUGUCGUCAUUUCCCUGCUGAGCUCAUCGCCAACCCCAAUAAAAGACAUCCUUUUCCAAGCUGCUGCACCAAAGGUGAUGAGGGUGAAGCUGCAGCCUGCUUCUGGCACGGAGCUUCCUUCAUUCAAUCCCCUCCUACCACCCGCUCUCAUCUCACAGGUCAUGCUCCUCGCCAACCCUCAGAAGGAGAAGGUUCGCUUGCGUUACAAGCUGCACUACUCCUUGGCUGAACGGCCCUUCACAGAGAUUGGCGAAGUUACUGAGUUCCCAGCCGUGGAGACCUGGUGUAGUCUAUGAGGACUGAGCGAGAUUCAAGUGAAGGAGGAUGAGAGAAGACACAGCACCUACGGCGGAUUGACACCGUACCCCACAUGUCCAAGCACCAAGGAUCAUCAUCAUCUGUUUUAGUGAAGUGCGACAGAAUUCCCAUGAAUUGUAUUGGAUUCCAUUUUACGAGCAGAAACCAUUGGGAUGGUGGACAUUGGAGUUUGUAGGGUGGGACCAAAUUUUGCUAAAUUACAAUUUUUACCCCAACUUCUAUAAUAUUGCUGGUGGAACAGAAGCAUUGUCCACGUAAUUAAUGCCUAUUUAUAGUUUAUACCAACCAGCACAAGUGUCCUUGUCCUCUACAUGCCGUCAGCCCAACGGCAAUAUUAUUUUUAAUCUGUGUGGUUCAAUGUGUGAGGUAUGAUUUACUCAUGUGUUGGAGGGGACUUCAAGGUAAGAAGCCUUUUUCAACAUAUAGUUUGACGAUGGCAACAGAGCAGAAGCUUUCUUUUCCCCUUUUUACUCCAGUGGUGCUUGCAUUUCCUGACAACUAGCAUUGGGAUGUUACAAUUGGCACAGUGGUAAGUUGCAUAGUACUGCUCAAAUGUUCACUGCAUUGUCUUUGCGCCAUCCCUUGACUGCGCAGAAAAUGCAAGUGGUGGAUUCAGAUGGGAUUAAUAGAAGUGUUGGAGGCUUUGUGUUUGGGGUGGUAACAAAGAGCUCUGUUCAUCUUCACGAUAAGCACAAUCACUUAGAUCUAGAAUAGGACAAUCAGGAGAAACACAUCCAUUGGAAGGGAAUCACAUUUUAUUUCUGGCUCCAAGUGCCAGAAUUGACCCACUCAACCCACAAGACUCCCCAACUCUUCACUGUAGUGAUGAGCUAAAAGAAGGUAGUGUGGAUUUGGAGGGAAUAGGGAAAUCCAUAUGUCUGUUCAACCCCUCAAACAUACUGCAACUACUUGUCUUUGGCAGAUGAUUAGCUGAAAGCAGUGCAGUAAUGGCAGGCACUACUUUCAUUACUCACUAGAGCUCUGUGCACACUCACUAUGGUCUAGUUUGGUCACCUGUGUGAAGGUGACACCUAGAGACUCGCAAUCAGAAUUACAACAGUUUCUAAAAUACUCACAAGGGUUACAGACCAAAAAUAUUGACCAUCUCUUUUUACAGAUACUUCGUGAAAAUAUUUUUUUCUCAGCAAUUCCUGCGGUUUUUGUUUCAGAUUUCAAGCAUUUGCAAUUUUUAUCUUUUAUUUAAAACGCACACUGGUCAAUUGUUCAUUUUGGACACCGAUUAAUUUUCUCAGAGUGUGCCUUAUUCAGUGUGCAGGAGAAAGUAAUAGCCUUCCCUAGAAUCUAAAUAAAAAGGUACUCCAGGUUUGAUAGUAUUUACCAUUGUCUUAACUGAAGAAAUGAUCUUUCAGUCAGAAUAUUUUUAAGUAUUCUGAGAAUACAGUACUACAGUUUGUUCAGAGUGAAGAACUAAUAAACAAGUUAAUGAAGUAAAUAUGAGAAGAGAAAAUAGUCUUGGAAAUAUAAUUCAAAUAUCUAUUUUUUGUAAUAUUUGAUAAAAUAAUGCAACCCUCAAACUUUGGGCACAUAUUGACCAUGACUUUCCUAUCUAUAUUAUACAAUAUUCUUAUGAAUAGAGAUACUUUCCAACUGAUUUUGGGAAAUAUGAGCCUGGUACGUAACUGAGAUUUACAUCUUAUAAUGCCUAUCAUUCCCCUUUAGCAAUAUCCCAAAGCAUUUUACAGCCAAUAAUAGAUUUGGCUACACUAUUGUAAUGGGUAAAUGAGGUGGUUAGUUCAUGGGUAGCAAGCACUGACAAGCAGCAAUGUGCAAAUGACCAAGUAAUCUGAUGUAGAAACGUUGACUGAGCCACAAGUAUUAGCCAGAAGAGCAAGGAUAAUGCCACUGUAAUAACGUUACAGGAUCUUUUAAAAUCAGACGAGAAGGUAGUCAAGACUUCAUUUAAAACUUCAUUUGAAAGGCUGCGCCACGAAUAGAGCACAAGAGUGUUGUCUGUGAUUUUUGUGCUUGGGUAUCCAGAGUGGAACAUGGAACGUUUUGAUUCAGAGGUGGAACCAGCUGAUUAAUGAAUAAAGCCCAACAAGGUCAUCUUCUGCUCCUCUGAAAUAUCUUGAGAUUUUACUGCAUUGAAGGCAAUUUGAGUGCAAGUUGUAAACAGUAUGGGUAUAUGCUCCUUCUGUUGAUGAAAUGUGGGCAAAGACCUAGAUAAUGCACUUUAAAAGUUAUGUGAACUGUUGAUUUGCCAUACUAGUCUCAAAAGUUACAGAAUGUUUGUAUUGAGUGCAGU
Molecule: messenger RNA, 4306 nt
Organism: Leucoraja erinaceus (little skate)
Lineage: Eukaryota; Metazoa; Chordata; Chondrichthyes; Rajiformes; Rajidae
Product: ADP-ribosylation factor-binding protein GGA1-like
Exons: 17
Coding region: 84-2018 (644 amino acids)
Biological process (GO): vesicle-mediated transport; intracellular protein transport
Cellular component (GO): trans-Golgi network
Molecular function (GO): phosphatidylinositol binding; ubiquitin binding; small GTPase binding
Source: RefSeq, a predicted model, not a curated record